GGGCCGCGCCGGGCUCCCCCCGCCGCCCCCCCCCGGCACCUCGGGCAGGCGCCCGAAUUCCCGGGGCGCGUUGAUCCCGUGCCCAAAUGUGCCCUUGUUUUCCUCUGGGACUGUGACGGAGGCCGGGAAUUGAGCCCCCCGAGGGAUGAGACAUUUAUUUGGUUUUAGUGCUGGAAUAACAAGCUCAAGGCUGUGGCUGUUACAGCAGCUGGUAACAACAUGAGCAUUUAAUUCCUAUCUGCAGCUUAAGAAGAAACCUACACACCCAGCCUUAUUCUUCCCUGUCCCCCCUGUGCCACUGAGGCCAGCUCUGGCUUGCCCUUGCUUCUGAUUACCUUGACUGGAGGAAUCAGCCAUGGCUGAUGACUCUCAGAGAAACUUCCGCUCAGUGUAUUAUGAAAAAGUGGGAUUUCGUGGAGUUGAAGAGAAGAAGUCGCUGGAAAUUCUGCUGAAGGAUGAUCGUUUGGAUAUUGAGAAGCUUUGCACAUUUAGUCAAAGGUUUCCUCUUCCAUCCAUGUAUCGUAUACUGGUGUGGAAAGUGCUUCUAGGAAUCAUUCCUCCUCACCACGAAUCUCAUGCUUUGGUGAUGAAGUACCGGAAGGAGCAGUACUGGGACAUUCACCACGCUCUCCGUGUGAUUCGCUUUAUUAAUGAUUCUACCCCACAGGUUGAUGUUUUCCUCCGCAUACAUCAGCUGGAAUCAGGAAAACUGCCUCGAAACGUAGCUUUUCCAUUGGAACCUGAAGAUGAAGUGUUUCUUGCUAUUGCUAAAGCAAUGGAGGAAAUGGUAGAGGAUCCUAUAGAAUGCUAUUGGCUUGUCAGUUGUUUUGUGAAUCAGCUGAACAGCAAGCACAAAGAUUCAUUACAACAGCUGCCAAAAGUUCUGGAGCAGUAUUUGAACAUUGAAGAUAACAGACUGCUGAUGCAUCUGAAGGCAUGUUCUGCAAUGAGCAAACUCCCCUACGAUCUUUGGUUUAAAAAGUGUUUUGCAGGAUGUUUACCUGAGUCCAGUUUACAGAGAGUUUGGGACAAAGUUAUAAGUGGAUCCUGCAAGAUUCUUGUGUUUGUUGCUGUGGAGAUAUUAUUAACCUUUAAAAUGAAGAUAAUAGCACUGAAUUCUGCAGAAAAGAUCACACAGUUUUUGGAAAAUAUUCCUCAGGACAACACGGACGCCAUUGUCAGCAAAGCUGUGGAUCUGUGGCGCACGCACUGCGGGACUCCGGCACACUCAGCCUGAGAGCUCUCCUGGCUUGCGACAGCUUGGGAAAAACUUGGCUUUCCAAAAGACAUUUUACCACCCUUCCCCCAUCCUAGUGUGAUGUUCUUCAUUAACCCUUUUGUGUAAAGAUGCUGUUAAAGCAUGGUGACCAAUAUGUAAAUAUUUUUCAAUAAAAACAGAUGGAAUGAAGAUACUUCGUGGUGGGGCGAUGACAUCUGCAGUUAUGUGUUCAUCCAGUUACAGUAUUUUGGUUGCACAGUGUGCUCUCUUGCUUUUGCAGAAGUAAAACUAGCUCUUGAAGCAAGGUAAAUAGAUUUACUUGUAAUGUAAAAAUGUUUCAGUAUGCCAUCUUAUACUUGAUAUGACUAGGUACUACUUGGAGGUAUUUGUACAGUGAAUUUACUGAAUGUCAGCCUGCUGGGUGGUGAACAAGCAUGCUUUUGCUAGGAAUGUAAUUGUACUCUUUUAACACUGUAAAUUUUCCGAUAAAUGUAACUUCCCAAAUCUGAGGUACAGGACAUGACAAUGACCAGGGGUGAAAUCCUUUUCUGAAGUGUUUUAAAAUACUUUUUAUAUGUCAGAACCUCUCUAUGGCUGUAUCUCCUUUGUUCUUCAUGGAAGAGGUUCUAGAGAAGCGGAUCUGUGCCGGUAUGGAGAAAAUCAGUGGGAUGAGCCAAUGUAAUUCAGAAUUACAGCCCAGUAAUAACCAAUGCCUCUGCUGAGUGCUUGGCUCGAAGCUGUUGUAAUUUGAUUCUUCUUGGUUUAGAUUUCAGAAUUAACUCAAUGCAGAAAUGUAAUUCAUGGUGUGAGUAAAAGUGGAGUGAUUAGCCA
Molecule: messenger RNA, 2050 nt
Organism: Zonotrichia leucophrys gambelii
Lineage: Eukaryota; Metazoa; Chordata; Aves; Passeriformes; Passerellidae
Gene: TBC1D7
Product: TBC1 domain family member 7
Exons: 9
Coding region: 356-1237 (293 amino acids)
Biological process (GO): negative regulation of TOR signaling; activation of GTPase activity
Molecular function (GO): GTPase activator activity
Source: RefSeq, a predicted model, not a curated record